AUGGCAACUCCCUCCUCGGUUCCGCUGCAGCCAAUCUACCCUCUGCAGAAAGUUCCGACCAUCACCAUUGGUCACGAGCCAUCCUCCCCGGGCUAUCAUGGCCAUUAUUCCAACUACUCUUCACCACCAUAUACAGCGUUCUCUGAUGGCCGCCGCAAAUUUCUCCUUGCCAUUAUUACUGCCGCUGCCUUCCUAGCUCCGGUGGCCGGAAACAUCUACCUUCCAGCUUUGCCUCAGCUCUCCGUAGACUUCCGCGUUAGUCGUGUGGCCAUCAACGCCACAGUCUCCAUCUUCAUGCUAGUCUUUGCUAUCGCACCUCUCUUUUGGGGGGCAUGUGCAGACUUCAUGGGCCGCAAGCCGCUGUACACCAUAUCGUUUCUGAUAUUCGUGCUUGCCAAUGCCAUUCUGAUUUUUAUUCCUGCCAACUAUGGCGCCCUCUUCUUCUUACGUAUUUUGCAAGCCACCGGCGCAUCAAGCGUCGCCAGUCUAGGGGCAGGCACCAUUGCAGACAUGUACGAGCCAAAAAUCCGAGCAGGAGCUAUCUCAAUUUUCAUGCUCGGUCCCCAACUCGGACCUGUUCUCGGCCCAGUCAUCGGGGGAGCUAUUAUAGGUGGCACCUCAUGGAGAUGGAUAUUUGGCUUUCUCGCCAUUCUAGGUGCCGCAAUUUGGGUCUGGAUGCUCUUCUGCCUCCCCGAAACACUGCGAGCAAAAGUUGGGAACUCAGCCAUUCACGCCGACAAACCCUGGGUCGCAUUCCCCAAUUUCCAUGCCCGCGCUCCUAUCAAGCCAGGAACUAUAAUCAUGAAGCGUCCCAGCGCGAUGAAUGUCUUCAAGCUGCUCAAAUACCCCCCGAUCGUGCUUGUCUCUGUCAACGUAGCAAUCCUCUUCGGCUCUUAUUACUGCGUCGCGGUCACUCUCCCCACCCGUCUUAGGUACGAAUACCACUUCUCCGAAACCGCGAUCGGCGUCGCAUACAUCCCCAUUGGCGUUUCAAUGAUAGCCGGAUCACUUCUCAGCGGCCGCUAUUCUGACUGGGACCACACCCGUGCCCAACGCGCGAGCCCUGAUGGGAAAGUGGCACCAGAGAACCGCAUCAAGUCACAGCUCUUUGGCGUGGUACUUUUCCCGGUCGGCAUCGAGCUCUAUGGCUGGUCCUGCUACUUUGCGUUCCACCCCGCCGUCGUGCUAACGGCGACGGCCGUGGUCGGCUUCAGCAUGAGCUGGGUCUUCGCGACGAACACUACAUACAUGACAUUAGCUAAGCCAGGGCAAGCCGCCACCCUCGUCGCUAUUGCCAGCCUCUUCCGCAAUCCAGCCGCGUCCUUGGCCUCGCUCGUCAUCGACCCUAUUGUGACGAAGAUUGAUAUGAGCUGUAUUCUGAUUGUGAUUGUCCUUAUUUGGUACGGGCCGGGCUGGAGGAAGAAUAUAGAGGACGAAAUGGCGGCGGAGAAGGCCAAAGCGGCGCCGAGUAUGGGUGCAGGAGCUGUUGGAGUAUCAGCGGUCAGUCUGGCGCCGUCGACGAUGCAAAGGUGAGAGCGAACAAGAUGGUGUCCGAAAUAGAGCCUUGAUUUUAGCGAUCUGCAUAGUCGGCGUUCUAAGGGGGUUCACUGUAACCAUGAUUUAUAUAUAUACUCUCGAAUUGCCAUGAUUAGCGAGCAAAUCAUAUUAAUUUAUCAUCGC
This is a messenger RNA of Mytilinidion resinicola, 1680 nucleotides long. Its product is annotated as dityrosine transporter A. NCBI's taxonomy places the organism in Eukaryota, Fungi, Ascomycota, Dothideomycetes, Mytilinidiales, Mytilinidiaceae. Gene Ontology annotation, molecular function: amine transmembrane transporter activity. The record is from RefSeq and is a predicted model, not a curated record. Gene Ontology annotation, biological process: amine transport; transmembrane transport. The transcript is spliced from 5 exons. Bases 1 to 1533 code for a protein of 510 amino acids.